CAGCUCAGCCGAAACCCUAUUUAGGGUUUUCACAACCAUUUCCUCUUUAUAUAAAACUCUAAGAAACCCUAAAACAAUCCUCCCUUGCGGCUGAGCUAUAGCGAGCUAGAGACACACACACACACAGAGAUUAGCUUCUUCAUUGCUCAGGUAAGAAAUGGUGAAGCACAACAAUGUUAUCCCUAAUGGGCAUUUUAAAAAGCACUGGCAGAACUAUGUGAAGACAUGGUUCAAUCAACCAGCUCGCAAGGAGAGAAGAAGAAUUGCUCGCCAGAAGAAGGCUGUCAAAAUCUUCCCCCGCCCUACUACUGGAAAACUCCGUCCUAUUGUACAUGGACAGACACUGAAGUAUAACAUGAAAGUGAGAUCUGGAAGGGGCUUUUCUCUGGAAGAAUUGAAGGCUGCAGGUAUUCCCAAGAAGUAUGCACAGUCCAUUGGGAUUGCAGUUGAUCAUCGCAGAAGGAAUCGUUCCCUGGAGGGUCUUCAGGCUAAUGUUCAGAGGCUGAAGACAUUUAAGGCCAAAUUGGUUGUCUUCCCAAGGCGUGUUGGCAAAUUUAAGGCUGGUGAUUCUGCACCUGAGGAACUUGCAUCUGCCACCCAGGUCCAAGGCCCAUACUUGCCCAUUGUACGUGAGAAGCCAUCUGUGGAGCUUGUGAAGGUUACUGAAGAGAUGAAAUCAUUCAAGGCCUAUGACAAACUCCGUCUUGAGCGGAUGAACGUCCGUCAUGUUGGUGCCAGGCAGAAGAGAGCAGCAGAAGCUGAGAAGGAUGAAAAGAAAUAGUUGGUUUAAUAAUAACAUCAGGCAGUCUAAAUAUUUUUUAAUGUUGAACCGUCUUUUGCAAUUUUGGUUUGAGCCAUUUAUCUUCUGGACUCGGCUACAACUUAGCUUUGUUUUGAGUUUAUGAAUUUGUGGAUUUCAUGGAUAUGUUGACCUUUAUUCAGUAAUGGUUUUGGUACCUUCGUUAGAAUGAAUACAUUUUGGUUA
Molecule: messenger RNA, 985 nt
Organism: Quercus robur (English oak)
Lineage: Eukaryota; Viridiplantae; Streptophyta; Magnoliopsida; Fagales; Fagaceae
Product: 60S ribosomal protein L13-1
Exons: 5
Coding region: 158-781 (207 amino acids)
Biological process (GO): translation
Cellular component (GO): cytosolic large ribosomal subunit; ribosome
Molecular function (GO): RNA binding; structural constituent of ribosome
Source: RefSeq, a predicted model, not a curated record